This is a messenger RNA of Macroventuria anomochaeta, 795 nucleotides long. RefSeq lists its product as uncharacterized. The record is from RefSeq and is a predicted model, not a curated record. NCBI's taxonomy places the organism in Eukaryota, Fungi, Ascomycota, Dothideomycetes, Pleosporales, Didymellaceae. The coding region runs from base 1 to 795 and encodes 264 amino acids. The transcript has a single exon.
AUGGCUCCAUUUGACGCCUCUGCCAUGCCGGCGCUCGACAAGCGUGGUACUAACUUGUGGCGAUGGGAAGCAGCGUUCAAGCGAUUUGCCCAAGCCAAUGCCUGCGACGAUCUACUCAGCGGAGUAUUGACUGAACCUAUUGUUGUACCUCUCGUCUAUGAUGAUGAACCUACCACAACGGGAACCUCAGCUAUCCCAGAUCAAGCUACGCUGAGGGCAGUCGUGGCGCAAGUUCGCGCCGACAACAGCUACAGGCAGGGGACUUACCGACGAGAACUGGCAGCACUGAACAGUUGGAAGCAAUCUAACGUGGCGCUCCAACUUGCUAUCCUCAACACCGUCCCCCGAGACAUAUAUGAAGGCGUACGGCACUUACCCAUCGACCAGCAGUACAAGGCUAUCGUUGCCCGCUUUCGCAAGAGCGGCGUUGCCGAGGAGUGUACUAUCUGGGGCAACUUCUUUAGUCUCCGAGCACACCACUGCCCUACGACAGCGGUGUUUACCGACCAAUUCAAGGCAGGACUUGCAAAAAUUGAUAACAUGAACUUCACUAUCUCUGAAAAGUGUAAGGCAUACCAGUUUAUCCUUGCCGUACAGGAUGCGUACCCAGAGUAUGCCCGCAAUCGACGCGCAGACCUCCGCCGCAACGUUAUCCCCAAGGUUGAUCAAAUGUGCAACGAGAUCAACUAUAAGGCUCGUUGCGAUGACCCAGUCAAGGCUGCCUAUGCCACAAUGAAGCAGAAGACAGAUAACAACAAACCUGGGGGUGGAGGUUACAACCACGACAACCCUUAA